CACCCAGUUCUGCUCAGCUUCGGACACGUGAACUGUGCCAAGCUUCCGAGGAGAGAAAGUUUUUGUUUGUUUGGUGCGCUCAUUGUAUGGAGCGAGAGAAGAGUAUAAAGCACGGAGAGAGCCCUGUGGAGCCAAUAAGCAGCUGCAGGGAUGAGCAUGGCUUCGUGCCAACAGUUGGCCGAUGGGGAAGCGAGUGGCCAAGUUGACUCGAGACGGCAGAAAUAUGGUGCCAGCCACAGGGGCAGGCACGCGGGCCCUGGAUCAGGGGUGUGCCGCUACCCCUGCCGGUUUGGGCCCAUUAUGAGUCACCAGCCCUGACUGUGUCAACGGUCGAACAGUACGAGGAACUAGCAGGCAGCGUUGAAUUAGAAACGCAACACUUACUGCGCGAGCAUCGCUAUGAUACCGUUGGCAACUUUCUUGGAUUCUACAAGGACUAUGUUGCAAGUGGUGAAAGCAUAUUAGACAGAUUUUAUCGCAAAUAUCAACCACUUAUAAUGCGUGAACAUCACACUUGUGUGGGUCUAGGAUUUGAACUAUUACAUCGGUUAAGCGGGUUGAACAAAACAUUUCCUGGUAUAGCAAGUGGCCUCUAUUUGGUAUCCUGUGAAGAAACUAUUGACAACGUCGAGACUUACGUCGGUGGACCACCCGCUGCUGACAGUGGGGAGAAGGAACACGUACUAGUGUGUCUGAAAAUUGAUAUUAACGGGCGUCGAGGAGUCAUGCUUCUUGAUCCUGGAUAUCACGUAGCCCGAGUCAUUACUGUAAUGGAAGAUAAAUCAUAUCCGCAUACUGGCUGGUUCACCCAAUAUGACGAGCCAGAUUGUAAGAAAGAGUACAACUACUUUCUAUGCGCUAAUGAUCCCGAUUAUGUCGAAUGGCAUGAGAGAAAAACUCGACCUGGUGCCUUGGAGAGAACACAAGUUGCCCUUAUAUAUGUGGCAAGGCCAUACUUAACUGCCAUUGAUGUUACGGAACGAAGAAAUUUGGUUUAUAAUUUCCGAAGUCUUCUUGCGAGAGAUACGAAAGGUCAUCUUACAGCUGGUAUAUAUUUCCCAGUUGAGCUAGACAGGAACAACGCUCCAACUUUUACAAUUUUUUAUCAGACGAGUAAUGGCAAGAAAAGGGUCAAAAUGCCAUUCAACAAAUUUUGCAGUUCACCGAUGAUUAAUCCUGACGCAGAGGAGAAAGAAAUCCUUGCAAAAUGUGCUCGACAGUUAGGUCUGUCGCAGGAUACGUUAGAAGAUCUGCUUUCUGCUCUUGCCACGGUUAUAAGCGAUUCAGCCUUUGUGGGUCAACUUUUGGCUAUUAACGCAAGAAUUAACACUUUAGCAGAGGAUAAUUAACAGACGUCAAUCCACCCAGUGUGGUGCAAACAAAAUAUAACAUGUCAUUUUAUUGCCGGCUUUCCUCUUACUUUCUGUUUUUUUUUAUUGACUACCAUGAUAAUGCUUUACUAUGUAUUGUAAAAAUUGAUUUUAUUCUUGUUACGAUAUAGAGUUCAAUAUUUUUUAAGGAAAUCUUAAUAAAAAUAUAUACAGUAUUUUUUGCAAUAUUGCGAAGUGCUGAUUCAAUGAAAACAUUAAGAAACGCUUAUAUUUUAUGAGAAUAAUUUUUUUAAAUUCAAUAAUAUUGUUGUUUAUGAAUUUAUAAUUAUUAGUACUGUUCUAAAAUGGACGAAGUUUUACUAGUGCUUGACAAAUUCAUUAAUGUUUUCAUUGAAACAAAGCCUGAUAAGGCUAAAUUAGUUUAUUGCUUAUGUAGAAAAACUAUACUGAAAACUCUGGUAUUAGGGAUGAUUUAUAUUUAAUCUUUUUAUUUUUAACGUAAAACGUGGGUUUUGAGUUAUAACUACAUCUAUAAUUUUUAUUUGAAUAAACGGUGACAAGAAAAAUUA
Messenger RNA from Hylaeus volcanicus, 1900 nucleotides. RefSeq lists its product as uncharacterized. Bases 498 to 1349 code for a protein of 283 amino acids. The record is from RefSeq and is a predicted model, not a curated record. The transcript has 5 exons. Lineage: Eukaryota; Metazoa; Arthropoda; Insecta; Hymenoptera; Colletidae.